ACGCCAAACUGCAAACUGAGAAAGCAUGCCGAGUCGGGCGGUGCUGGUCGUCGUCGUCGCGUGCCUCGGCAGCAGUGCUACUGCUACGCCCUGCAACCUCACAACACUCAGCGCGGCCUUUGAUAUCAUGACGGCGUCGCAGUGUCAAUACGCAACAAACUAUACGUUUUUGCCACCGAGUGCGGAACCGACGUCCGCCGACGUCGACGCGAUCUGCGCCGCGCCGGCGUGCCAAGGGCUCAUUCCGCUCCUCACGACCUACGUUCCGUCGUGCGUCUUUGGGUCCGUCGAUUUCGGUGCGUUCGCCGCCUCCGUGAAAGCUCGCUGCGGCAAUGGCAGCACCGAAGUCUCUCACUUGACGACGACGCCGCCGACGGCCAAGCUCGGGUCGGCGUCGAGCCUCCCGGCUCUUAGCGCGCUCACUCUCCUCGUCGCCACCGCUGCACUGUCCUAGUUAAAACGACUCGAAGUAUGGUACCUCGAACAUGCACAGCAAGAAAUAUAUAUCUUUGACUGACGCCA
Messenger RNA from Saprolegnia parasitica CBS 223.65, 522 nucleotides. RefSeq lists its product as hypothetical. Gene Ontology annotation, cellular component: extracellular region. The transcript has a single exon. The record is from RefSeq and is a predicted model, not a curated record. NCBI's taxonomy places the organism in Eukaryota, Oomycota, Saprolegniomycetes, Saprolegniales, Saprolegniaceae. The coding region runs from base 26 to 454 and encodes 142 amino acids.